AGUGAUGAUUGCAGGAUGAUCUUAUUGUCAGUGUACUAGAAACAACAAAGAAAACAAACAAAGGAGAUGAGCAUGUCUUGUACAUUCCCCCCCUUUAAUAUUAUAGAAAGCUCAUGAUGAAUUUCGGAUCAGAAUCUCUGUUCAGUUAGAAAGAGAGGGGGAAGGCCACUAGAUGGUGGUAAAAACCCAAGCCUUUGCUAUGAGAUCUGUGAAAAGAGAAGUCCAGGGGGGCAAAGAAGGGGAGGAGGAGCCACAGUUUGAGUACUGAAGUCAUUAUUGCUUGGAGUCUAUAAAAAGCCAGUUGCACAGUAAGUAAUUUAUUCGUGGUCAGCUUUGACUCUAUGGAUUUACUAAUUCUUUUCCCUCUAUUUUUUUUCAUCUUUUGCCACCAAGGAGGCCCCAGCCCCAGAUGUCAGGGGGGCUGAAACUUCAUCUCUCUGGAGGAAACCUUGCAGAUGAGGAAAAGCGGCUGAAGGAGCAGCUCUGGUAAAUAGGCAGGAUCUUCUGCCUUUUGGAAAAUGCAUUUACCACACUCCUUGGCAAGCCCUUCAGAAGGAACAGAACGUGUUGGCUCCCAGAGAUGAACACAUCCUCUCAAUUCUAUGUUUCUGAACUAAACCUGAGUUCCUUCGGUAGCAACUUUACCGUGCCUACUGCAACGAGCAAGGCAUCGCCAUGUGAGCAAGUGGUCAUCGCAGCUGAGGUGUUCCUAACUCUGGGCAUUGUAAGCCUGCUUGAAAACAUACUGGUUAUAUGUGCAAUAGUUAAGAACAAGAACUUGCACUCACCCAUGUAUUUUUUUGUUUGCAGUUUAGCAGUGGCUGACAUGCUGGUUAGUGUGUCUAAUGCUUGGGAGACCAUAACCAUAUACUUAAUAAACAAUAGACACGUCAUUAUGGAAGAUGCCUUUGUCCGUCAUAUAGACAAUGUCUUUGACUCCAUGAUCUGCAUAUCUGUGGUGGCUUCCAUGUGCAGCUUGCUGGCUAUAGCAGUAGACAGAUACAUCACUAUCUUCUAUGCCCUGCGCUAUCACAACAUCAUGACAGUGAAAAGAUCAGGGCUCAUUAUUGCAUGCAUCUGGACCUUUUGCACGGGCUGUGGCAUUAUCUUCAUUCUUUAUUAUGAAUCAACUUACGUGGUCAUUUGUCUCAUCACUAUGUUUUUUACCAUGUUGUUCCUCAUGGUCUCGCUGUACAUACAUAUGUUCCUCCUGGCUCGUACUCAUGUGAAGAAAAUCGCUGCUUUGCCUGGGUACAACUCUGUCCGUCAAAGAACCAGCAUGAAAGGAGCCAUCACUCUGACUAUGCUUCUUGGCAUCUUCAUUGUUUGCUGGGCUCCAUUCUUCCUUCAUCUCAUCCUGAUGAUCUCCUGCCCUCAAAACCUCUACUGUGUUUGCUUCAUGUCCCACUUCAACAUGUACCUCAUUCUCAUUAUGUGCAACUCGGUGAUUGACCCCUUGAUCUAUGCCUUUCGUAGCCAGGAAAUGAGGAAGACCUUCAAAGAAAUAAUUUGUUGCUAUAGCCUGAGAAUGCUCUGUGGGUUAUCAAACAAAUAUUAAGAUAAUAAAACCAAACCAGGGAAGAGACUGAAAAGGCAACAUCUUCCUGCACCCUGUAAUUCUGGUGAAAUACCUAUGGAACAUUUUCUCCAUUCAGCUGUCAUGAUUCCUGCAGCAAUCAGAAACCCUUUUUUAACAUGUGAUUUUACAUUUCUUCCCCUCCACACACCUCUCUCCUGCUGGUGGUUGGAGCUACUCAGUGCAUCUGUAUUAUGGGGAUAAAGGAUUUUUUGACUCUUAUUUACUCUAUUGAAGAUUGGAAUUUAUAAGAGGAUUAUACAGAGAAAACCUUAUUUUUAUUUCUGCUAAAUGAAAUGAGUGAGUUCUGCCAUCUGAAUGAACCCACCGGCCUCUCAGUGUGUGUUUCUAUUGGUGUUCUCUUUCUCUCUAGAUAUUAAAAAAAAAAAAAAUUAAAAUUUUUCUCGCUAGAUAAAAAAGCAUGGCUUAUUUUUAUGCCCAGAAUUAACAAGGAAGUUUUUUGCUAUUUCCUUCUGAACACAUAAAAUCAGAGAAGUAGCUCCAAUUAUCAAGCUCCACAUACCUUGGUCAGAAGUUAUGAUCAAUACAUAUGCACAAUUCAGCAGUCUUGUAUUCCAGUCAUUACUAUUACUGUCAUAAAAUUUAUAUUGUGUAAGAUGCCAAUGUUAUCAUGAGAUUAUCCAGGCUGGAUACAGCACUUUGUCAUAUCUGACUAUAUAUGUUCAAAUCACUGUGAAGCUAGAUGUACCACAGGUGGAUUUUAAGAUUGCAUAUGAAGACUGAGCUGGUUCUAGUUUGUCUGUUUUCUUUAUUUGCCAGGGCUAGGGAAGCAAAGAGAUCAUAGCCUGUAGAUAUUCAUGUAAUAUUUUGUGGAGAUGGAAAGAUUGAGUGAGUGGCUGCCUUUGUGUAGACCUUAGAGAAGCCUUUUGGAUGUGAAGAGCUUGUGUUACUGUAGAUUGUAUCUUUCAAGCUGGGAGAGACAAAACAAGUUUGAUAAUCAAAAGGCAUGGCAGGCAAAGGCAAAAAACAGAUUUCAAAACAUCAGGGACAUGUAGCUAUAACAGAGUCCUGACUUUUGUUCCCCAAACAAGAGUUUUCCUCUUAGUUGAGGGGAUUCUAAGCUGAAACCCUCAAGUAUUUUUGUGUGAGUAGUUUGCAUCUAGUCAUACUUCCAUAAGCCUGCUGUUCUGCAACAGCUGUGUAAUGUGCAAAAUACUGGGCUUACAAAAGAGGGAGGAAGUGCAACUCUGGAAUUUCUUGAUGACCAUGAAUCGUUCAUAUCUUGUACUGUGAUUUAAGUCAUAGAAAGAUUUCAAAUGGUGUUAAACUACUACCUAUAUAGCUGAAUAUAUCUUGAAAAAACAAACUCUUCCUUCUGAAAUCUGGAAGAAUCAUGCUUGUUAUAUUUGGUUUAUACAUGCUGUAAGACUCUUGUUUAUCAGUAGACCGUUUAUGAUUUAUUCCAUGAGUGCUAGGUUAUACUUCCAAGGUGAAAGUCCUGAUUGGGUUUUAGGAAUCUUUUUUAGCCAUAAGUGUGGUCAAAUAUGUGAACAGGUGCUCAAUGGUUGUGCAAAAUCCAUCUCAAAGAGAUUUAAAACUUGACAUGGCCCUGAAAAAUCUGCACUAAAUUGAAAGCUGACUCAAACUUUGAAGUUAGCCCUGCUCUGAACCAUUAGGAGCAGAUUACCUCCACAGGUGCCUUCCAACCCAAAUUAUUCAGUGAUUCUAUGACACAGUUUGCAUAUAAUGAUAAAAUUAUGUUUUCCCCUCCUAAUUUUAUCUCUUGUGUAAGAAAAAAUGGAAAGUAUUCCCCUCCACACACUUAGAACCUACUUUAUGUCUUCAUUUGCUUAGAAGGUUUCUUCUUUUGACAAGAGGAGUAAGGUCCACCUUUAGCACCAGAGUUAUACAUUUUGCCUGCUUAAAAUUUGCUAUUCCUCCAGCUCACAUAUAUCUCCCUCUGACAUGAGUGGGAAUGUUAUUCUCACUGGAGAUACUUUAUUAUGCUGACUGAUAUACUGAUUAUCAGUGCACUAGGGGCUAGAGUCUUCCUUCAGCUAUAUCUGAAAAUGGGAUUUCAGAGAAUGCUGGUGGUCAUUAGUGAGAAUUUUGCCUUGUUUCAGUCCAUCUCUUAAUCCUAUCCAUAAAUAUUCUCUAAAUGUUGGCUCUUGAAACUAUGAAUGUAAAUGACAAAAGGAGACAGUUCCACUGCUAAGUGAAAGGCACCAGCUGAUGUAAAUAAAUCAAUAAAUCUUCACUGGGUAUUGCAAAUAAAACAGUUUUGUACAUAACUGUAAAUGAACUAAGGGGAAAUCAAAACUGUAAUAGUUUUUGGUAUUUUCUUGAAUUGUAUAUUACUCUUUUUUGUUUUGUUUGAAAUCUGUUUGAUGUAUAAACACAGACAUAUGAAGAAACUAUUAAACUGGAUUGCUGGAACA
Molecule: messenger RNA, 3975 nt
Organism: Taeniopygia guttata (zebra finch)
Lineage: Eukaryota; Metazoa; Chordata; Aves; Passeriformes; Estrildidae
Gene: MC5R
Product: melanocortin 5 receptor
Biological process (GO): G protein-coupled receptor signaling pathway
Cellular component (GO): membrane
Molecular function (GO): melanocortin receptor activity
Source: RefSeq, a predicted model, not a curated record